AUGCUAUCAUCAUUUCAAUUAGCUGCUUUACUAGGUUUGGCUACAUACGCUUCAGCUCAAACACCAACAGAAAUCACAGAAUUAAAUGUCUUAUUAAAUGAUGUCGGUUCUCAUUUAGAAGAUUAUAUGAACUUGGCUACCAAUCCAGACUCAGGUAUAACUUUACAAAAUAUGCCAGCUGGUAUGUUAGACGUUGGUAUGGCUUUAGCUUCUGCUACAGAUGAUUCCUAUACUACAUUAUAUUCGGAAGUCGAUUUCGCUGGUGUUCAAUCUAUGAUUACUGAAUUACCAUGGUAUAGUUCAAGAUUAAGACCAGCUUUAGAAUCUGCAUUAGAUACAAUAAGUGAUACCGCUUCAGCAACAACCACAAAUGCUGUUAGAAGUACAAGUGGUACUCCAUUUGUCAAUGGUACCACUACGACGCAUACAAGUGCUACUACUCCAUUUGUCAACGGUACUACGACGACACUCCCAAUUGUAAGUAGUAUAACUCAUACAAACGAUACCACUACAAGCCCGAUCCCAAGUUCAGUCACAGAUGGUUAUAGGAAUUCAACGGCUAGUAGAAGUUCGGUAAGUAGUGUUGCUCCUCCAUAUGCCAAUACUUCGGUAACAAUAUUACCAACGGCAACUCAGAACCAUUCUAAUUCAACAACUACAAUGUCAACGCAUCCUGCUAAUAACGCUAACAGAGUUGUUAUGGGUGUAGGUGCCGGUGCUUUAGGUGCAAUGGUUGCCUUAUUGUUAUGA
This is a messenger RNA of Naumovozyma dairenensis CBS 421, 750 nucleotides long. Its product is annotated as SRP1/TIP1 family protein. Gene Ontology annotation, cellular component: fungal-type vacuole; fungal-type cell wall. Gene Ontology annotation, biological process: fungal-type cell wall organization. The transcript has a single exon. Bases 1 to 750 code for a protein of 249 amino acids. The record is from RefSeq and is a predicted model, not a curated record. NCBI's taxonomy places the organism in Eukaryota, Fungi, Ascomycota, Saccharomycetes, Saccharomycetales, Saccharomycetaceae. Gene Ontology annotation, molecular function: structural constituent of cell wall.